GCCUCCCUGACCCCAAGAUUGCAUUCCCAUGCUGCUGGCAGGAAGCUUCAGGCCAGCUGUCCUUGCUGGGAUCGCCCUUCCAGCCCGGCUCACAUACCGUCUCUGUUCCCUUCCCCCUCCAGUGGACCAGAGCAUGUUUGAGAACACCAGCGCCAGCACGGCACCCACCCCGCGGCUGCAGCACGUCCCUUCCUCGGCGGGCACUCUGCCACAGCCCUCCCGCCCCGCCAGCAGCCAACACCUCCGCAACCUGGGCAAGGCCAUGGGGGCCAAGGUGAACGACCUCCUGCGCCGAAAGGAGCCCACCAGCCUCCCCAGUGUGGGAGCGAUGGAGGCAAACGCCGGCGUGGGCGCCAUACUGGGCACAGCACAGCUGGCUGUCGAGGACGGGGCUGUCGGGCUGGAUGCCUUUCCCCGGCUGGACCCCCCACCCCCCAUCGCCAAGAAGCGGACACCACGUGCCCUGAAGACCCCGCAGGACAUGCUCAUUGCUCCACAGCCAGAGACCAGUACAAGGAUUAGCACAGAGGAGCCUCCAGAACCACCCACAGACCACCCUGACCUUGCAGAGGAGCAGCUGGAUACGGGAGACCCAUCCCUUCCAGAAUGCCCUGGGGUGCCCAGCACGACAGGCACCCCAGAGCCCAGCGGGAACCAGCCCACUGGUGCCCUACCUGUGCCUGACCUCAUCCAUGAGGGCAGCCAGGAGAGCCAGUGGCGAGUGGGUGAAAGGGCCACCGAGCUGUCACCCCCCACAGAGAAGCCCUCACAGAAACCAAGGCUGGAGCAUGAGGCACCACGGAGCACAGGGCGGCCAGAGCCACGUACCCCUGGCUGGGAGGUGGAGGGGACCCACCCCGACUUACUGUCCUUUGAGUAGCAGUGGGGGAACCAUGACAGGGGCAGUGUGGGGGCUGGCUCUCCCAAACAUGUCUCUUGCUGCCACUUGCCAUUUUUGGGGUCUUUAUUUUGGGAGGAGGAGCCCCAGGGUGGAAGGAGCCAUUGCUGCCCCAGUGUGGGGCAUGGGGAGCCAUGACAACCUACUUCUCCCCAGAUUCCUGGGAGGGGCACAGCGUGUCCUGCCAUGGCUUUUGUGGCUUCUGCAACCCCAUCCUGGGCCUGUUCACCCUGGUCAGUGCCAAGGUCCUGUCCUGCCAUGGUGUCACUACCACCUCAUCUGCAGAUAGGAGCCAUGCUGAGAUGGGGACCAAAGGGGUGUGUGGGGGCAGAAGUGCCAGUCUGCCCCAACCCCAUCAGCUCUGCUGGAGUGAGUGUUCCACACUAUUGUUCCCCAUUUCUGUGCUAGCUGCCAGAGGACUUCCCCAGCUUAUGCCAUGUGCUUGCCAAGAUACUCUAUCCCAGGGUGCCAGCAGGCUCACCCAGCUCUAGUGCUGGCUGCCAGGGAGCUGGGAGAGCAGAAGUGCCCAGGACCUUCUCCAGGUGAUGAACCCAUGGCAGUACUCUGCCCAGUGCCAUCUCUCUGGAGCAGAGCCUCAGAUGCAGGAGACCUGCUCACAGC
Molecule: messenger RNA, 1519 nt
Organism: Corapipo altera (White-ruffed manakin)
Lineage: Eukaryota; Metazoa; Chordata; Aves; Passeriformes; Pipridae
Gene: CUNH1orf226
Product: chromosome unknown C1orf226 homolog
Exons: 2
Coding region: 29-880 (283 amino acids)
Source: RefSeq, a predicted model, not a curated record